Messenger RNA from Desarmillaria tabescens, 1143 nucleotides. RefSeq lists its product as uncharacterized. Gene Ontology annotation, molecular function: protein binding. The transcript is spliced from 6 exons. The coding region runs from base 1 to 993 and encodes 330 amino acids. Gene Ontology annotation, biological process: protein insertion into ER membrane. Lineage: Eukaryota; Fungi; Basidiomycota; Agaricomycetes; Agaricales; Physalacriaceae. Gene Ontology annotation, cellular component: cytosol. The record is from RefSeq and is a predicted model, not a curated record.
AUGUCCUCCACCAGGGCCCUCAACGCGAUUCUUCCUCAGAUAGCGAACUCGCCGUACGAGGCGCACCAGAAAGCUCGUACAUUUGCUUCUAGAUACGCAAAAUCCGGUCAAUACGACACCGCCAUCGAGGUGCUGUUCCAAAGUGCCAGGGAAUUGCUCAAGACAGGGCAAGCCGGUUCCGGUACUGACCUUGCCGUGUUCAUGCUUGAUGUCUACGAUUCGAAGGGAGAGACCGUCAACGAUGAAAGCAGGGACAGAUUGACGCAGCUCAUCGCAUUGACUGGCUCAUCAGGAUCCUGGCGGAAGACCAUCAUUGACAAAUCCAUAGCUUGGUCUGCAAAGAAUGGACCGUGUCUAGCUGGUGAUCAGGAUCUGCACCACUAUGUAGGGGAGCUGUUAUUCAAAGAUGGUGUUCUAGACCAGGCCGAAUCUCAUUUCCUCGCUUCCGGGAAACGAGACAGCGCCAGGCUACUUGCGGACAUGUUCAUUCAAUGGUUAUCUGUUGGCGGUCCCCCUGGCCCUUUUGCAUUACGAGGCGUGAUUCCAUAUCUCCAGAACGGAAAUAUCCUGGCAGCACGGACUUUUAUCACACAUUUUGUGUCACAACUUCCCCAGACGGCACACAAGACGUCCAAACGCGUUGACGACACCAACGAUGUGGUACUGACGACAGAUCCCUAUGUAAACUUUGCUCAACUUGCUGUCGUGACAUGCCAACGUGCUCAGGGAGAGCGGAACAAAGUCAUGCGUGAGAGUUGGGCCAGAUUAUGCGGAACUUAUCAAAGCAAAGGGGGAUUACUCGCCCAACCUGAAGUCCGGAAGGCGCUGAAUGAACUCGCUACGCUGUAUUUUGCCAUUCCUCCUCCGCGGAACCAGGCCGCAAAUCCAUUUGGUGAAAUGAUGUCGUCUCUUUUUGGAGGAUCGUCACCGGCAUCUGCGUCAUCGGCGAGGCGGGUGCUAGCCCCGAAGUCUACUUCAGACAAUCUGGACUAGGUUGGAUACUACAAGGUACACAUGAUUCGCCACCAAGUGCACUUGAUUCUUAGUCUGUCAUUCGGUGCAUAGAGGUCAUCUUGUUUGGGAACGCGAAUGGAGUAUCGUUGUCCGAAGAGCUUGAUAUUUGAUCCUUGGAUGAUUGGACUC